AUGUCAGAUAAUUAUAUAACUACAAAACAAGUUAAGCAUCAUAUGUUAUUAACUAUUUUAAUAACACUUGAUGAUGCAAAUGCUGCUGAUUUGAAAUCACUUUGUUCGAAUUUUUUAAAUGAUGAGAUAAGAUUAUUCUGUAAAUCAAUUGAACAACAUAAAAAAGAAAAAGACGAACAACAUAAAUCAGCAUUAGAAUUAAUUGAUGAUCUGAUUGAACAAAAUGAAAAUAAACAAAAAGAUUAUAAUUUAUUAAAUAAAUUAACAGAAGACAUUAUAAAAAGUUUAAAUGAUAAAUUAAAGCAGAUAAUCUCAUCUCAUUGUUUUAAUAUUAAUUUACAAUUCAGUGAUAUGAAUGAAGGACUUUUCUUUGAAUAUUUGAAAAAUAAUCAUGAAAAUGGAAUUCCUUUUCUUCUUCUCUCAAUUAUUGAAGAUUCAUUAUCUAAACCUGACAUGAAUAUAGAUGGUACAAUUCUUACCGUUCAAAGUUAUAAUAUUUUCUCAAAUGAUAUAAUUGAAAAUUUUGAAAAAAAUGUAAAAGAAUCAAAUAUUAAAGAAGUAAGACUUUAUGGUAAAAGUAUCUUUAUGAAUACAUCAUUAAGUAAUGAAUUAUGGCAUGGAAUUAAUUUGACUAUUGGUUCAGAUGUAAUUGAUUUUGUUAAAGAUGAAUUAGAUAAUAAAAUAACAAUAAAUGUUAGUGGUAGAAAAGGUGCAGAUGGUAAAAAUGCUACACAUCAACCACAUGCAACAAGAGAAAGUGAAUCUGGCCUUGAUGGUUCAUCUGGUGAAAAUGGCGAAGCUGGAGAAAAUGGUGGAAAUAUCUAUUUAAUUGCAAAUAAGGAAUUUAGAGAAAAAAUUAAUAUAGAAAAAUUAAUAACAUCAGGAGGUGAUGGUGGUAAGGAUGGAGGACAACCAGGAACACGAGGCGGAGAUGGUGGUAUAGGAAGUGAUGUUGGUUUAGGUGGAUUUGGUGGAUAUGCUGCUGUUAUUCAUAUUGAAGAAAAUCAAAACUUAAUUGCUGAGACAUUUUCGAAAAUAAUUGAAUCAAAGGAUAAAUCUAAUAUAAGUGGAGGCGAUGGAUCACCUGGUGAAGGUGGCAAAGGUGGUACUGGAGGAUAUGAUGGAACGGAUGUUCUCUACCACAAAUAUCAUAGUUUCACAAGAAAUAAGAAAUAUGAAGGACAUAUUGAAAUACUCAAGAUCAAAAAAACAUUAUUCACGCUUGAUGUUAAAUUUGUUUUUAAAAAAAAGUCUAAAAAAAGAGAUGGAAUUGACAAUAUUAAUGGAAAAUCAGCUGAUUUACAAUUACGUUCUGGAAAAGUUCAUAACAAACGUGAAGAAAAAGAAAAAUUCAACGAACAACAAAUUAAAGGUCAAUUAAAUGCAGUUAUAAACAAUAAUAAUGAAGAAACGAAUAAUACUUCAAAUAAUAUAACAAGUUCAAUGAAUUUAUUGAAAGAUCAAAUGAUCGAGAUUUUAGAUGAACGUGAAUCAAAAAUCAAAACACAUCAAUUAUCAAAUUCAUUCAUUGAAAAUUCGUAUAAAAUUGUUCAACAAUCAUUGGUAUUAAAUGAGACUAAAAUCAAAUCAAAAAUAGAAAAUAAUAUUUUAAAAACAUCUGAUAAUAAUGAUAAUAAAUGUGAUCAAUCAGUAAUUCAAUUAAAAUUUGAUGAAAAUGAAAAAAAAUAUAUUCAGUUUAAAAACCAUGAUCAUAAUAUUGAGAAUUUAAGAACACAUUACAAGUCAAAAGUAAGUGAAUUAGAAAAACAAUUAAGCGAAGAUUUAGAAAAAACAAAAGAAGAUAUAAGAUCAUUAAAACUGAAGGGAAAACGUAUUCUAUUUAGAAUUGGUGUUCAAAGUUUUACAAAAUUAAAUGUAAUCGAAUCAAAUGAAAAUAAUGAACUUUUAUUAAAUCAAGACUUAUCGUUAUUAACUAAUAAUUAUGAAAGUGUUUUAUAUAAUUCAGAAAGAGAACAACAUAAACCAUUCGUAUUGAGUCAAUAUUUUCAAGACCUAAACAAAUUAAAAGAGAAGAAAAAGUCAUUAAUGCGAACAAAAAACAAAAUUAAACAAUUCGAUAUUGAUACAUUCAUAGAUGAAAUUUGCUUAGAAUAUGGAAGUAAAGAAUUGAUUGAUCAGAAAAUGUUCAAAUUUAAUGAAAUAAUUAAUUUUAUCGGUUCGAGAGGUAUCAAGGAUUUUGAAUUAUUCAAUAUUAAUGAUUUUAUAAAACACAAUGAUUUCUUAAUUAAUGAGUCAACCAAUUAUGAAACUCAUUUAAGUGACUUAUUUAAAAAUAAACCAGAUAGUUUAACAUUCAUUACAAAAAUUUUCGAUAUCUUAAUCGAAUCAAAAGUUUCAAUUGAAAAUAAGAAUUUAUCAUCGUUAUUUGACAUAUUCAGAGAAAAGAAGAUUUUUAAAGAAUUUGAAUUAAAGACAAGUACACCAGUUUAUCACGAUAAGAAUAAAUUAUUAGAAGAUAUCCAUAAAAGAUGUCUGGUAUAA
Didymodactylos carnosus is the source of this 2502-nucleotide messenger RNA. The record is from the annotation of a GenBank genome assembly. Lineage: Eukaryota; Metazoa; Rotifera; Eurotatoria; Philodinida; Philodinidae.